AUGAAAUUCUUAUCAAUCAUAACCAUUCUUUUGGUACUUACCAUUGCGAUCGCACAAGCAAUUCCUGCCACUAAAAGAAAAGCAGGAUCCAAAGUAAUCCCUUUGGGGGUUAGUUUCGAGGAUUCCUACCAGCUAAUUAAUACUCAAUCGAAAAAUGCCACUUCAAAGUUUGAAAAAAAAAUCGCAUCAUUUAAAACGGAGAUUCCAAAAGCCGCAAAAGAGGAUCAAACAGACGAAAAAACCGUAAAGUGGCUAUUGGCCUGGAAUGAGAAAUAUGAGAAACUUGUAGAUGAAUUGGGUGUUACCAAUAAAAAGUUGGACGCUUCAAUCGCAAAACUUCAUAAAAAAUUAAAGGCCUUAAAAGAAUAA
Funneliformis mosseae is the source of this 369-nucleotide messenger RNA. The record is from the annotation of a GenBank genome assembly. Lineage: Eukaryota; Fungi; Glomeromycota; Glomeromycetes; Glomerales; Glomeraceae.